AUGAAUUGUUAUGCCUUCGACCAUACGAAGCACUCGUGCUACAGCACCAAAAAGGAUCCAACCAUAUUCACGGUCACAGCUACGGGAGCUACCAUCACGGUAUGCUCCAACUGCAAACACGAGGGGCACGGAGCCAAUCAGGUUAACUGCCCUGCGUUCCAGAAACAGCUGGCCAUCAGAGAACGAGUCCUGCUGAACCGCCAGGCCAAGGCCAAAGAAAGAUCAGAAGCUGCGCGGGUCAGGAAGGAGACUACUUUCGCGCAAGCUCUGAGAAGCAACAAGGAUGAAGAGCUCGGCCCUACGCCUCCCUCACCACCAAGGCAGACAGCACUGACUGCGUCCACCGACCAGCCAAACAUGGACAUCCAGCUGGUCAUCCUCAUGUGCAUGGACUCUGUGGUAGCUGAAGUAAACAACAUGAGAACAGAAAUGAACAGCCUGAAGACAGAACUACUCAUAAUCAAAAGAGCCAAAAUUGCAACCACUGUUAAUGGAUAA
Molecule: messenger RNA, 498 nt
Organism: Parnassius apollo (apollo)
Lineage: Eukaryota; Metazoa; Arthropoda; Insecta; Lepidoptera; Papilionidae
Source: the annotation of a GenBank genome assembly